AUAAUUGAUUUUUCUUUUUAAUGUUUCUUUUUUUUUUGGUAGAAAAAAUGAAAUAUAUUUUGAGGUUCAUUACCUUUUUGGUGUUUCUUUGGUACUCUGCUUUUUAAUUACCGUGUAAGGUUGAAAUUUGAAGUUUCCAUUCAGCAAUGCGGUUCCUACUUUCUACCUUUUAUUGUGUACUGUUUUGUAGGCCCACCUUGGUGAUUCUAUUGCUGCGUGGUUUCAAAGUUUAAGAGUGUUACACAUUUAAAAUUUUUUCUUUCUUCCUUUCUUGAUUUUAUUUUUAUCUUGAUUUUCAUGAUUAUGCCUAUUCCAUCUCGUGAAUGUUGAGUAGAGUUUUGUAUUAAGCUUUCAAGGGACUUUCUAUAGUACACUUGGUUGUUGUUUGUUGCAAUAAAUGUUGCUACUCAAUUAAAGUAUAACCUGCAAACCACUAAUGAAGAAAAAAAGAGACAGUGCUAUAGUUAUCCAUCAUUUUCAACGAAGCAACUACAAUUUCCAGCCAUAAAGUGUUGCGUAGUUGACUUAUGAUUGAUCAUGGAAUCGGACGCUCAAACCUCUAUUUUCUCAGUCAUCGAAAUGGUGUGAUGCAUGGAGACUUGAAGAAUCUGUCAUUAAGUCCAUAUGCCAUUUCGCGGACAAAGGAUAGAAAGCUCUGUGAGCUCCACCAUUCUCUCCAGUUUUCCAGCGCCGCAGCGGAGGGGAUAACAAAAUGGGAUCCUGUUAGUAUAGAAACAUGGGACGAGGCACAAUAUAUUUGCAACCAUGUGAAACUUCUUGACCAAAAGGAAAGUGCUGUAUCUGCUCUUGAAGCUGAACUAGAGCAGGCUCGUGUGAGGAUUCAGGAGCUUGAGACUGAGCGUCACUCCUCCAAAAAGAAACUUGAGCAUUUCUUGAAGAAAGUUAGCAAGGAAAAAGCCUUAUGGCGAAGCAGAGAGCAUGAGAAAAUUCGUGCCUACAUUGAUGACAUUAAAGCAGAGUUGAGUCAAGAAAGGAGAAGUCGUCAAAGGAUUGAAAUUGUGAAUUCCAGGUUAGUUAGUGAGUUGGCUGAUGCUAAGUUGUUAGCAAAGCGCUGCAUGCAGGAGUAUGAGAAGGAAAGAAAGGAGAAAGAUUUGAUUGAGGAAGUGUGUGAUGAGCUUGCUAAGGAAAUUGGAGAAGACAAGGCUGAAGUUGAAGUAUUGAAGAGGGAAACUAUGAAACUCAGGGAAGAAGUAGAGGAGGAGAAAAGGAUGUUGCAGAUGGCUGAAGUCUGGCGUGAAGAACGUGUUCAAAUGAAGUUGAUAGAUGCAAAAGUCGCUGUUGAUGCGAAGUACUCACAAAUGAAUGAACUUGUAGCAAAUUUGGAAAUCUUUCUUAAGUCAGUAAAUGUUAACCAUAAUGGAACGGAUAUAAGAGAAGCAAGUUCACUUAAAAAUGCUGCAGCUUCCAUGAACAUUCAAGACAUCAAAGGAUUUUCAUAUGAACCUCCCAAUCAAAACAAUGUAUUUUCCAUUUUCGAAGAUCUGAACUCUGGUGAACCCAAGGAAAGGGAGAUUGAUCCAUGUGUUGUGCAUUCUCCAGUGAGUCAUGCCUCAAAGAUUCUCGCAGCAAGUCCUGAACCCAAUAUGAUAAGUAAGGUUAACUUUCCAAGGCGAUUGGACGCAUCGGUGCAUGAGAUUGUUGAUAUGCAAGAUGACGGAAGUGGAUGGGAAAUUGUGAGCCAUGUUGAGGAUCCAGGAUCAAUCUGUUCACCGGAAGGGAGUAUCCCAUCUAUGACUAAGAAUUAUCGAGAGUGUAACAUCUCAGAGAGGAGCAGGUUUGACUGUAAAGAAAAUACCAGCGAAGAGUCCCCAUUAACUGAAAUUAGUGAAGUUUCUUCAGUGUUAAGUAAGCAAUCAAAGAAAGUAUCAUCCAUAGCCAGGUUUUGGAGGUCUGGUCCGACUAAUGCGGAUAACUACAAGAUAAUCUCUGCAGAAGGAAUGAAUGGGAGUCUUUCAAAUGGGAAGUUGUCUAAUGGGAGCAUCAUGUCUCCUGACUGGGGAUCAGGUAAAGAUGGUCUAAGUCCCCAGGAUCCUCUGUGUCAAUUGAGAUCUCCCGACUCCGGGAGUUCACAUAAUCAGGGUGCAGAGAAGAACAGUUUGAAAGCAAGACUUCUAGAGGCCAGGAUGGAAAGCCAGAAGGUUAGGUUGCGCCAUGUUCUUAAACAGAAGGUAUAAAGCUGAAAAUAGAAAGGCUCAGAAGAGAUUUGUCACCAACUUGACCCAACAAUGAUACACAUGAUGACAUGAAGCAGUUUCAUUUUGAAUUGUGGAAGUACAAAUAGAUUGCUUCUACAAAAUCUGCUCAGAAGUGAAGAGCCAAACGUAAAUGCACUUUUCCUUUUUCUGACUUUUGGCCAGGUUCAAGUUCUCCAUUAUCACUCAUACUAAGUAUAGAGCAGAUUUCAUUUUAUUUUAUUUUAUUUUUUAUAUAUUAAUUUUCUUGCCAUGACGUUGGAUCUUAGGAAAAUUAUGAGAGGCACGUUGCUUGUACUGUAUAAUUUGAGUCUGAGGAAAACAUUCAGCGAAACUAAUAAUCAUAAAUUAUAGAUAAUAGCAUGAUCUUUUUUUCUUUCGCAA
Arachis duranensis is the source of this 2597-nucleotide messenger RNA. RefSeq lists its product as uncharacterized. NCBI's taxonomy places the organism in Eukaryota, Viridiplantae, Streptophyta, Magnoliopsida, Fabales, Fabaceae. The record is from RefSeq and is a predicted model, not a curated record. The transcript is spliced from 3 exons. The coding region runs from base 528 to 2195 and encodes 555 amino acids.